Messenger RNA from Gloeophyllum trabeum ATCC 11539, 1128 nucleotides. RefSeq lists its product as uncharacterized. The record is from RefSeq and is a predicted model, not a curated record. The coding region runs from base 1 to 1128 and encodes 375 amino acids. The transcript has a single exon. Lineage: Eukaryota; Fungi; Basidiomycota; Agaricomycetes; Gloeophyllales; Gloeophyllaceae.
AUGGACCCCCACGCAGGCUCUUUACCCCGCAUAGUCGACGACUUGAUCCCCCUUAUACUUGACAGCAACAACCACUGGUGGCCGUGCGAUUACCUGCGCCUCUCCUUAAUCUCGCCAGAGUGGCUAGCUCCCGUUCGCAAGCGCCUGUAUACAUGCCCGACCAUACGCUCGUAUCGCGCAUGUACGCUCCUCGCGCGAACGCUUUCCGAACGCCCGGAAUAUUCUGCUUUAAUACGCGAAAUGGACCUACGUCCCUUCGCGGAAUAUAACAGCGGAGGGAUAGCAUGCUAUGAUAUGGAGAGUGUCAAGUUGUUACUGGGCCUUGACAGCCUGAGGAGCGUAACAUUGGGCGCAGAUUUGGCUGUGAGGGCAGAGCGAUUUCUGUCCUGGAUAAACUCUACCUCCCUCGAGGAGUUACAUGUUGAUGGGAAGCAGCGCAGGCUUGGAUAUGGAUGCUCGCGGUACCAGCAACCAGCGUCCUUGACGUGGGACCACGAGCUGUGCGGCAGGUUCACGAAGUUGACGAGUCUUCGGCUCUCAAAUAUUGAACUCCACAUCCUUCCCUCAGCAUCACCCAUCCCGCAGCUUACCGAACUGAACGUGGAGAGAGUAGAGGUGCUUGUCGGCCAUCUUCACCAGCUGUCUAGCGACUGGUCGAGUCUGCGACAUUUGAGCAUAGAAGCGCGGUGCACCUCGGACUUCGAUCGUCAUAUACGGCUCUUACUCUCCCAUUGCGGUCCCAGCCUUGAGAGUCUUCAUUAUGACGUCCGGGACGUCCACUUGGACGAAGCCAUUUUCCACGAUAGCCUGGUGUCCUGCCCGGCCCUUCGGGAGUUGCGCCUGAAUGGACUUGACGUCAAUCUGGGAACGUUGUCGUCCAUCGGACAGCGCUGCGGCAAUUUGGAGCAGCUUUCGGUGGAAGGGAGGGUCGUCCGGGUGACAUCCAACGAGUGGGCCGCGUUCAUCGGCUCCGGCGCAUUGCCAUCAUUGCAGCACCUGAAGACUCCGCCUGGGACCCAUGCUCCACCGUUCAGUUACUGGUCUGAAGCGAUGGGCAGGCAGGUAAUCGAUGCAUGCGCCGCACGGGGCAUCAAACUCGCCAACGUCUUCCUCCGUUCACAUCUGUGA